Molecule: messenger RNA, 2758 nt
Organism: Owenia fusiformis
Lineage: Eukaryota; Metazoa; Annelida; Polychaeta; Sabellida; Oweniidae
Source: the annotation of a GenBank genome assembly
GAAAGGUUUUUGACGUAUUAUAUUCUUUAGAAUUAAUUCUAUUGAAUUGAACUAUUGUUAACCAUUUUUGGAGUACUCAGUUACUCAAGCUCGCAUAACAAUAAAGAACAUGAAAUCAUUAAGUAAAUAUUUUUAUGCCACUAUGGUUGCAAACAAUCUGACAAAAGUAUGUCUCAUUCUUCAAAAAAGAUUAAAGUGAACACAUGUCUGAAUCAGAAAUACGAUGGACAGCGAUGAAGAAGAUGCUAUUUCCCAAACUCAUGGGACUUUGGAUAGUUCUUUACCAUUUGAAGAACUGGAGUAUGAUUUAUCACAAGCCAGUGAGGCUGAGUGUUGUACAUUUGCUGUUGAGCUACUUGAUAUUUUGAAAAUCCAAAAUGACUAUAACAAUGAAAAUUGUUUACAAGCAUUAGACACCAUGAAGCAGAUGUAUAAUACUGUUAUGCCUUAUAUCCCAAGUGUCUGCAGUGAACUGAAUAGCAACAGAAUGCCGAUGCAGAUGCUUAAGCAGCUAAAAUAUUUUGAACACUUUAACCUACUCAAGAAUAACAAAGAUGAAGAUGAAGAAGAGGAAAGUAUGUGGACUGGUUAUUCAAAUACUUUGGACAUUCUGGUAAAUUACAGCUCUCCAUGGAAUGGUGGUCACGACAGUCUGGCUUCAGGAUUUGCCAAAAGCGGAGUCAUCAAGAAGCUAUUAUCAAUCAUAACUGUUGAAGAGUAUAUCAAUAGUCUUGACAAUGAGCUUGUCAAGGAAGUGAUACAAAGCUGCCUCAUUACACUCUACAAUGUGGCUAUACGACCAGAGACACGCUAUACAUACAGACAGAACAAUGCUAAAGAUAGAAUCAAACCAUUCACGAGUGACAGUGAUGUACAUAGUGGUUGGAGGACUGUCAGUUCUCUUCUACAGGCCUUCAUACUAGAUGAAGUAGAUUUCAAGCAUUUAGGUACCUCUCGUGACACGAUUUUUGAAGUGGCAGAUAAAUUAAAAGAUGCUGUUGAUACAUAUGACCGAAAAGCAAAUAGAUUUAGUACCCAUGAGUUAGCUUUUAGUCUUAGUGCAUUGGCUGUGAAUGAUGAUAACAAGAAAGUCAUACUGGAAGCAGGAGCUAUACCAGCCUUGGUAACGAUGAUGGAGGCUGGUGAUGAUGAUGAAAAGAAAUUGGCUGCCCGAGCUAUUUGGACAAUGUCUUUUCAUGAAGAGAUACGCCAUCAAAUACGUGGAGUUGAUGGUUGUGUUACUGCUCUAGAAGAAUUGUCUGAAAGUUGGAACAGUGAUGUUAAACGUGCAGCACUGGGGGCCCUAUGGGAGAUUAAUGAAAAAGGCAAUGAUUAUCCUGUAGAUAUUGAAAAUGAGCAGGGACAUAUCAUGAUAAGCUACAAUUGGAGACAAGAUAAAGAAAAAGCAAGAAAAAUUAACACUGAAUUGAAAAACCGUGGCUAUAAAACAUGGAUUGAUAUAGAACAAAUUAAAGACUCAACGUUAGAUGCUAUGGCGAAGGGUGUAGAACAAUCGAGAAUCGUCAUAAUAUGCUACUCAGAAGGAUAUAAGGAUAGUCCUGCAUGCCAAACUGAAGGUAGUUAUGCCCACUCCCAGAAGAAGGAAAUUUUAUUUCUCAAAAUGCAGCGGGACUACAAGCCAGAUGGCUGGCUGGGAGCCAUGCUUGGUGAUAAACUAUUCAUUGAUUUCAGUGGGAAGUAUCCAUUUGAGGACAAAAUAAAAGAACUAGUGGCUUAUAUUAAGAAAACUGGAAUGGAUUCUUUGAUGCCAGUUGAAAAUGAAAAAAAUAAGCUAAAGGGCAAACCAGUAAAAUGGGACAAAACACAAGUUGCAAGCUGGCUCACCGAAAUUGGUCUGAAAGCUAAUAUUGGUCACUUUGGCAGUCAUGAUGGCAAAUUGUUAUCACGCCUUGCUAGCAUUCGUGCUGAAGCACCUGAGCAUUUUUACAAGUGCCUCAAACGUGACUAUGGACUUGACAUGAUGGGUAGAUUGAAGUUUGUAGAAGCACUUGAAGAAGUUUUUCCAAUUGUGGAGAAACAAGUUCAGCACAAAUCUCGUUCUUGCACUAUGUUGUAAAUCUAUAAUGACAUACGUUCUUAAUGAACUCAAAUGAAGAGCUAACCUACUCCAUGAGCUUCUUUUGAAAGCCCAUGCCUACUUUACGAAUUUCUUUUUCUACGUAUGAAAGUUUAGAACUGAUUAGUUUUUGGGCAGUCUGUGUAAAUGUUACGGUAGCUAUUUGGAUUUUUUAUCCCAAAAACUGUCUAUUCUAUUUUAAGGCUGCGAUUCUGUUCACCCUGCAAUAAUUGAAAAUUUCUGUUAUUUUCAGAUAAAUGUCAAGGAGGAUUGGCUCCCAGGAUCGAGAUUCAAUAUUUUCCAACAAUGAAAACAUCGGAAUGACGUUAUUUUCUGAAAUUGUAAUCGACUAUUAAUUCAAAUUAACAGUUCAAAAGAUUCAAACCAAUAUCUCAAUCAUUUCUUGUGAGUUUUGGAAUUUUUGGUUAGGAUAUAAGACCAAAAUUCACAAUUCAAAUGUUGAAGUGAACAAAAUGGCUGCUGUUUGAAUUCAAAUUUUAUAUCACAACAUAUCCAUAUAUGGGAAUGGGACAGAAUAUUGAUGUUGCACUCUGGGGGCCAAUCUUCCUUGGAUAAACAUCAUGGUCAUUUUUAUCUGUACAUAUUUUGUAAAAGAAACUUGUAUAAAAUGUAUAUGCUUUAGUAGAAUAGCGAUAGAUUGUCAAUAAAAAGAAACAUGCA